This is a messenger RNA of Aspergillus nomiae NRRL 13137, 1830 nucleotides long. RefSeq lists its product as uncharacterized. Lineage: Eukaryota; Fungi; Ascomycota; Eurotiomycetes; Eurotiales; Aspergillaceae. The record is from RefSeq and is a predicted model, not a curated record. The transcript is spliced from 4 exons. The annotation marks the transcript as partial.
UCUCAUCCCGUUUCUCGUUGUAUCGGUUUUCAAGAGCCUCUUUGUGACCCCUUUCUUGCAUGUCGGCCAAGGCAUCAUGCUGCCUCCGGAGACAUGACAUCGCGAGAAGAUAGUGUCCUGGCCGCCAGAGACCCGUCUCUUGCUGACGAGAACGACUGGGAAGAGUUCAGUCUAUCCGAGGUCAGAGUCCUGGUCCCGGGCAAAUCCCGCUAUGCGAACCUCCUCACGGCCUCCCCGGACAAUCCUGUUCAGGUAACCGGGUGCUUGGAUGAGGUGGAGGAGGAGCAGGAGUCCCUCGUGCUCGACCAAGACUACCUUACGAAACGAAUUGUUCUAGAAAACGUUACGCAUUACGCUUACGGCCAACAUGAUGAUGGCGAGGUCGGCAUCUGGGUUGCCGGCCGCGCGGGCUGGUUCUCCAUCUCACCUGCGAGGGGUUACCGGCCUAUGUUCAAUGAUGUGGUGGAGGCCAUCGAUUUACUAUAUUUCUUAGCGGACCGACACCAGAAAAGGCGGCGGAGCAAGCGGAGGAAUCGGACUCCGAGCGUUGAAUACUUGUGCGAGGAGUACGUGAACCAUACGCAUGGGAUUUGCGAGGAUAAUGACGAUUCGGCCGAAGUCUUCUACAAACAUCAUCACUUCCUACUUACCCGAAUGCUGAAGGGUGAGGAGGAUGUUCAAUGGGUCGAUACAGACAUUUUUGCGCACCUCCGUGAAAAGUUUCCGGAGGACUACGAAGAGAUUAAGGCCGAAUUAGAGCCACCGAAGGCAGAAUCAGAGCCCGAAGAAGACGAAGCCAACGAUGAACCGGAGGCAACCCAUGAACCAGACCCGACCGCGGUCUCCAAAACGCAAACAGAGGCCAUUUACCAAGUGAUACUUGACCUAAAGGAGGCCGGACACUUGGCGAAACGCCAGUUAAAUCUUGAUCUUGUUGCCUCCACGAUAGUGGGGCGCUUCGAGAUCGAUAGUGCGGAAUAUGCCCAAGACCUCAUAGCAGCAAAAGCCGAUGCAAUCAUAGAACUCAUGGAUGAGGCGAAAACUUCGACUUUUGAUUGGUCACGCAAGGUCAUAUACCGAGAAUUGAAAGCCGCCGCGAAGAAACACGACGUGCAACAAGUAGCAUUCACUCCACUACGGCCUCGUCUAUCCAACGAAGAUGGGUCCUCUGAGGAUGACAGCGAGCGUGACGAAGAACAACCCAGGCCGCGAAGGCGCCGAGUCCGUAAAUCUGUGCUGCGCCCUAAAAGCGCGAUCGCUAGCAAGAAGAUUGGCAAGCGAACGAGGAGUGCCGCCGCAGCGGACGAUGAAGAUCUUUCGGAUAACCCUGAUGCAAUGGAUGAAUUUCAAACUCCCAGCAAAGUGCGUGGUCAUGAUCUUGUCCGCGAUCCUUUAUCUACGCGGGCGAAACGCAGAACCCGUUCGAUGCUCUCCAACCCCGAAACCACACCUUUUCAGAAGGUGCCCGCGCUACAGGAAAUUCUCCAAAGUCGCAAUACAUCGGUCUCUGUCGGUGACCAGGCACCCUCGGAGUCAGACACCCCUAACGGUAAUGAAUCAACAUCCGAUACAUGGGUUUGUCAAGCUCGGGGUUGUGGCCAUGUUAUUCACAAGAGCAAUACAAAACAUGGCAAGGAGCUGAUCCGGGUUCAUUCACUAGAGCAUGCAGAUGAUGCCAAGGUCAAAAUGGACCUGGUCUUUUCAGAACACCAGCUUAAUCUAGGGUUUCGUGUCGAUAAUCUCCUUGAGCAUAUUCGGGGAAUGGGUGGUUUAGAUAUUACAGCAGCCAUGGACGGGGCAACAAACGGGACUACCGGGAUUGGAGCAUAG